AUGGGUGUUGACUCGAACAAGCCUCCUCCACUCCCUGCCCCGACCGAGACCGACUCCAUCACCCCCACCGAAUUGGCGACCGAUGUGUCCAGGCCAAACGACGAAUCUUCCCACUACUCUCUCCCCUCAGACGGCACUCCCGUCACCAUCAAAACCCGCGGCCACAGAGCCAAUCGCUCCCAGACCUCGUUGUUGAUCGAGUAUUUCGAGGGUGGCAAGCCUGGCGACUCCAGCUCCGUCAGCCGUAAGCCCAGCGUCCGCGUGCGCUUGACACCGUCAAAGAAGCACCGCCACGACCACAUCCAGAUCACCGAGACCAAGAGCAGCAGCGUCCGCAAGGCCUCGCUGACCCGUCGUGUACAACAACCCUCCAUCACAACCCCGUCCCAUCUGGACGUCGAAGCCCUCGAGGGCGAGGACGGAGAGAGUAUGCGAUCCUACGCCUCCGCCACCGAAGAGUCCAAUGUGUCCAAAAACCCCAUCGACAUCGAGAUCGACCGCAGCGGACGUCGUCGAAGACCAGCGAGCCCGUUGAUCCCAGACGUCGACGCUGCACACGAAUCUACUUACCUGCCUCCAAACCUUUCCGAGAUCUCGGCCAUUCCUAAUGACAGCUUCCUAGACGGCUCUCCCGGCUCGACCGUCUUGACAAAAUCGUCCGAGACUAGACGCAGCAAGAGUUCGACUCGAGGUGGCGAGAUGGCUGCCGGUGUUGCUGGCGCAAUGGCUGGUGCUGCUGCUGCCGACCAAGUGAGGAGCAAAAAGAGACACAGCGGUGAGAGGCGAGUCUCUGGUGAGAAGUUGAAGGAUAAAGACCGCAAGCACCGCUCAAGUAAAAGCCGAACAAGCAGCAUCAGCGAAAAGCAAUCCGAGGCUGGAACGCGAUCGCCUAGGCGACGCUCUAGCCGCAAUCACGUUGACUCGCUCGUGUCUGGGGCAGAUUCCAGCGUUUUAUCAUCCAGCAUUUCUCCCAGCCAUCGCUCGUAUGAUCAGAGCUCUGUCCGCUCUGGAGCCUCCAAGUCUUCCAUCAACAACCCCAAAUUGUUGGAAACCGUCGAGGACGCCAUUCGCCGACUGAUCCUGCCGGAAUUGAGUGCUCUGAAGCGCGAGCAAAGCAAGCGCGAAAGUCGUCGCAGCUCUCUUACCUCCACCGGCACAGGCACAUCCCUUUCUCGGGAGGACCUGGGGGUCGACCGACGCAGAUCCGACAAGCGCAGCGAAUCUGGCCGCGACAGUCGUCACAGAGAGCGCAGAGAUCGCGAGGCCCGGCAUGAAUACACCGAGUCACCUCGCAGCAUCGCCGAGUCUGUUGAGGGAGAGUCAGUACUGUCAGUCGAUGACACUCCACGACGAAGCAAUGGAGCGCUCAAGGCUGCCGCAGGAGGUGCAGCUGUCGCUGGCCUUGCUGCGGCCGCGUUGGAUGCAACCUCGCCACCAGCCGACGACAGAAGACAGCGCAGAAGACGGCGUGCGGAUGGAUCAGCUAGGAGCCGCAGCUUGGGUCGUGAGAAGUACAACGAAGAGUUUGAGGAGGAAGAGGUCCCUGCACCACCAAUGCCCUUGAUGAGUGAGAUCAAUCCUUCAGAGAUGACUCGCACCUCAAUUCUGUCGGUAGAUUCCCUCGCCGACCGCCCUCACUCCGCCAUGGAAGAGAAGGCUGUUAUUCAGGAGGUUGCCAGGGGCAAUGCUGCUUCUGCCGCAUCAACGCCAACACCUACCCAGACGCCAGCAGCUCAAACACCAACUUCCAAUUUGCAAAUUCUGGGCACGAAACACGCCAACGUGUCGCAUGGUGAUUUGAGAGAGCUGUCCCGCACCAGGACCGGAGAACUCACCGAGCAGCGUGAGGUAGACGAUUACAGCAGCCCCAACCAGUCGCGGAUCGAUGAUUAUGACGACUACGAUGACCGAAGCCGUGUGGAUGGUGACGGCGACUAUGACGAUUCCAACGAGUUCGACUACUACAACACCCAGGAUGUACCGCCUCCUCUAAAGUAUGUCCCGUACCAACCCGAACGCCGCGGCCUGAGCCCCAUCUACAGUGUUUCUGGAUACACUGAGGCUGGAAGUGAGACCGCUGCUCAGCGUGAUUCCCGAAUGUCGCAUGGCACUGCAUCACCGACAAAGUCCCACCCCUCUCAACCGGACAUGAGAGCUUUGUCUCCUUCGUCAUCGAUACCCAGCAACGUAAUGGGCAGAGGCUUCGACGAACAAUCUGAAUUCAGCGUCAUAGAACCCGGUCACGGCUUCCCCAACAGCGAGUUGACGCAGAACAGCGAGGCUGGCUACAGACAGAGCGAGCUGACACAGGACAGCGAACCUGGGUACAGGCAGAGCGAGCUUACGCAGGAUAGCGAGGCUGGAUACAGACAGAGCGAACUCACGCAAGACAGCGAGGCUGGAUACAGGAACAGCCAGCUCACGGAGAACAGCGAUGCUGGUUACCGCAACAGCCAGUACACCGAAGGCAGUGAUGUCUUGGGAUCCGGCCAGGCCGUACGCGGUAUUAUGGCCAACCCCAACAUUAUCCACGUAGCGAACGGCGUGGAAUCGAAUGUCGCUUCCUUGAUCGACGGGUCCAUGCUCGAUCAGUCUAUCAUGACCACUGGAUCUGGUUACGAGUACGGAAGGGAUUCUCAAGUCUCUUACGGAGACUCCAACGUUUCGUACGAUGACCAGCCUAGCAAGCUUAACAUUCGAUCGCGCGAGGUCAGCCCCGAGAAGGGCUCCGUCGCUAGCCACCGUGAAUUCUUCGAGCAGCGUGAGCGUGAGAGCAGCCGGACGCCUACCUCUAGCCGCCAGAGCAGGUCAAGAGAGUUCAAUGGAGAGUACGACCUCGAUGAGUACGGUAGGAAGGUUGCUCCUUUGAGGUACAAGAACUCCCCAUCUACCUCAACAAGACACUCGCCCACGGCUUCCGAGAAGGCGAUUGCCGCAGGAGCCGUUGGCGCUGCCGCUGCCGCUCUGAAAGCUGCGAAGGAUAGGAAGCAGCCAACUGUUGAAGAAGUCGAUGAGGAACAAGACGAGUGGGUUGGUGACGGCAUCGGACGAAACAAGUCUUUCAAGCAGCGAACUAUGGAGGGACGCGAGCCCAACCACACUCCGGCUCACAGUGUCGACCGCCUCGACUUGGAAGACCAGCCAAAGAUGGGUGCUAGUGCCAUGCCCGCCUUGCAUGAUCCCAUGCCUGAGGUCGGAUACGUCGACGACGACGCCUUGACCAACCCGUCUCUCGUCCGCGAACCCCUUGGCGGUAGCGAUAAUGACGACCACGGUCACUGGCCUGGAGACGUUACCCCUCGCCAGAGCGAUGUCGGCACAUUUGAGGAGUACAGUGAAAAGCAUGGCCACGGCUUGGGCAUGGCCGCCGCCGGUGCUGCCGCAGGGGCUGCUGUCGGUGCAGCUUUGGCUCACCACCGCCAGCCAAGUCAAGAACACGAGGAUGAGUGGCGGCGCACAUCAGCCGAGCGGAAGCGGGACACUGUCAUCACAAACCCGUAUGACGGUGCCAGCCCCAUUGACAAUCCCGACCUCCUCGGCGCCCGUGGCUUCGAUGAUGCUUACGAUGCUCAUUACCAUGGCAGCCCUGUUCACAAGAACCUGGACGAAGGCUACAUCUCCCAGGGCCCCCUUCAAUCGCCCAACGGCCAGCCCAAGGGCAAGGCUCUUAUGCCUUUUAACGAUCCCGGUGCGGAGGAUCCCUUCUACAUGCCCCAGCACGCGAGGCACCUCAAUGGCAUGUCUCAGGGCAUGGCCUCUCCCAUUUACGACGCUUCCACCGGAAACGGGAUCGACAGCAUCGAGUCCAAGGACAUCAUCGCUCUUAUGCAACAUCUUAUGGUCCGCGACGCCCAAAGAAGCGCCCGAGACACUGAAAUUCUCGUCACACUCGUCCGUUCCGCAGCUGAGAUGCGCAACUCCUUUGAGGACCUCAAGAAGCUCCUUGCCAACACUGAAGACGUCAUUAUCAAGGAGGUCCAGGAGAACACCGAGGAGACGGUCAAGAACGUUAUCGGCGGUCCCCGUCCCUACCCCGGCAGCCUUCCCCCGCGAUCCAUCAAGGGCCUGAGUGGUGCAGCUUCCCAGCAUAGCACCCUUGAUGAGACGACCAAGAAGAGUAACUUCUUCCGCAAGGCUCUCAAGGGUCUCAGCAAUAAGGGCACAAACGAUCUUGGCAGAAUUGAGGACAUGUUGAACCAGCUUUUGAGCGAGGUCGACACCCUCAAGGCCCAGACUGUGCGACCUGGCGGUGGUCAGUCUUAUGAGAAUCUUGGCCAAGAGAUGCAGUACGAGCAAGACCGCGGUUACGAGCCUGAAGGCCAAGCUGGCACCUCCUCCACAAGCCAUGGCUCGGGCAUGUCUUCCUUUGCCCAGUCGCGUGGUCCUUCAAAGAUGGGAUACGAACCCAACCGUAUCAGCACGGUCCACGAAGACAAUGAGGAGGAAUACCACCAGGGUCUGCAGACUCCUAGAAGUGAAUUCCAGCGUGCCGACUCCAUGCCUCUUAGUACACCUCCCCAACAACCCCACACGCGCAACGCAUCAAUGAGCAACGAGAACACACCAAAGACGGAGAAGGCGAAGAAGCACAAGUCCCGAGGAUCCUCCAGCUGGUUCCCCAAGAUUUCCCGGUGGUCUGAGUCGACAGCUACGAGCGUCGGCAAAGCCUUCCGCAUGAGCGGUUCCAGCAAGAAAGACCAAGAAGAAGAGUUCCUUCAGCACCCUCCCUCCAGGUCCGGAUCCGACUUCUAUCAAGAUGACUACCAGAGCGACCAGCUGCACUCUGGCUUCUCCCAACAGGACCUCGUUCCUCCCCAGCGGCUUGAGACCGUCCCGCCUGCGCCUGGCACUUACAUGACCCCUGAGGAUCCCAAAUACAAGGCACACCGUAACUCGGUCAACCUCCAGCAUCCCCAGCCACGCCAAGGACAGACCGAGAGAUUCAAGGCAGCAUUGGAGAGCCAAGCCUACGAGUACGACACGCCGAUGUCGCCCAACACUGCCGACUGGGCCGGUUCGGCUACCAGUUUGAACCGCUUCCCGGCGAAUGCCAACAACCGCUACAGCAAUUCCGGCGCUGGCACCGGCGAGUACUGGAACUCGUCCCCUGCAGGUCCUCCUCGGCCCCCUAAGGAGCCCAUUGAUGACAGGGCCACAACCCCUUCAAGGGCCACAACUCCCUCCAGGGCUACUACGCCUUCCAAGGCCCGCAUCUCUAAGCUGGCAUCGAAGACCAGUCCUCUCCCCUACAACAGCGUUGAGAGCGGCUAUGGCACCGGGCCGGGCACCCAGCCCAGCAACUACACCGACAGCCCCAAGCUGGAGAACCGUAACCUCAACGCCGCUCUUGGCAUGCCAACUCGCAGGCCCAGUGGACCCCGGGCCAUGACCCCCAAGAGUGCGGAGGAGGAAGCCGCCAGGGAAGAGCGACGUCGCAAGAGAGACACUUUUGGCACUGUCGCAAGCAACGAGACCGACACGUUUUAG
Molecule: messenger RNA, 5487 nt
Organism: Colletotrichum chrysophilum
Lineage: Eukaryota; Fungi; Ascomycota; Sordariomycetes; Glomerellales; Glomerellaceae
Exons: 3
Coding region: 1-5487 (1828 amino acids)
Source: RefSeq, a predicted model, not a curated record